This is a messenger RNA of Pyricularia oryzae 70-15, 2811 nucleotides long. RefSeq lists its product as uncharacterized. Lineage: Eukaryota; Fungi; Ascomycota; Sordariomycetes; Magnaporthales; Pyriculariaceae. The transcript has 2 exons. Bases 712 to 1617 code for a protein of 301 amino acids. The record is from RefSeq and is a predicted model, not a curated record. Gene Ontology annotation, molecular function: metal ion binding.
CUUCCAAACACGAACUGAGGGCAAGCCAAAGGCGCUUGUUUGCUUGCUGCUUGCUUGUUCCCUCAAUAAUUACAUUACCUACCUCACCUACAUACCAGUACAGUGCAGUUCUUGGCUAUUUUGUCAAUCGGUCUCGACCGCGCACCGCAAGUACCCACUUUACUUAUUCAGAUAACGGCCUGUCAAGUAGUGGAGUGGCGACCGCAAGCAACACCCAGGCUUGGGAACAGACCCCCGGCCCGACUCCUAUUUUGCCUCGUUGAGUGGUAAGUAGUAUUUACUUCGUGGUCACCCUCGUCUCAGACCUCACCUCGUCGUCGCAACUCAACUUAACGCCAGCUCAUUCCCAACCCGAAUAAUCCGAGUGCGACACACUCACAUUUCCCGACAACGUUUCUUGUCCGGUCACUGUCUCGUUUUAGACUGUUUGUAUUAAUUCAAUCAAUAAUGAAGACGACAGCAUAGAACGACAAGCAUUCUUUGAUUCGUCUUUCCAGCCCUUGCGUCACUUCCUGCUCUUCCGCACAACAAGCACCUUCUCCAGUCCCAUUUUCCCGUGUUUCAACCUUCGUCGGCACUUAAUUUCAGAGUUCAAAUCGAAAAUCAGAGCAAUUUCCCAACGAGCCUUGAUACCAACACACAAACCGCCACUACUACGCCACCAUCUUAACCAAAAAGACCAGUCUAGCCAGGGCGCACGCGACCACAACCAUGGCAGCAAUCAUGCCGCGUCUUCCAGACGCAGCCCAGAACAUUUUCCAACAGCCGCAGUCGCAACAAUUUCGCUCGUCAAAUCCUUACCAGACCCAGUAUCUCAACCGUCAGUCAUCACCACCAAACAGCGGCAGCAUGCUCAAGCAGGACUCGCCUCCAUCACCCUCGGGUUUCCCGUCGCGGCGGCGCGGGAACGCUCCUCUCUUUGUCCCUGCCGUGCUGCGCCCAAACGAGUUUCCGUCGCGAGAGCCCCACGAGCAUCGCUCCCACGCAAGCGUCGAUCUCCCGUCCUCUGCUCCUAGGUCGUCUCCUGGCUCGGGCUUCAUCAACCUCGCCGGCAUCGGUGCCAUCAGCAUAAGCCGCUUCGCGCGCAGGUCGUCCGCCGAUAGCAAUAGCUUUGUUGAGUCCGAACUGGACAAGAAGCUGUUCCCGCCCGUCACAGCAGAGCCAAAGCGCAGCCACUGGAAGCCCGAUGAAUCUGCCACCGUGUGCGAUCACCCAAGCUGCACUAAGCGUUUUGGAUACUUCACACGCCGUCAUCACUGCCGCAGCUGCGGUAACAUCUACUGCGAUCCCCACUCAUCCUACCAGAUUCCCCUGGACGAGGACGCGCAGUACAACCCUCGCGGACAGCUUAGCCGUGCUUGCGGCAUCUGCUUCGACCAGUUCCGCGUCUGGUCCUCCACCAGCAGUAGCAAAGCUUCCAGCGAUACGUCCUCCACACGCCCGUCGACGCGGGUGACCGAAGCCGGAUCGGCCUCCACCGCUCCCAGUAGCCCAGUAUCUACAGUCCCUGUUCCGGUUCAUCCAUAUGGCGGAAGCAAGGGGAGCGCUCCAACGCAGGCACCUUACAUGGAUGUGGCGCAGAGCGUUCCCCGUGACUGGAACUGGAGCACGUUUUAGAGUGGCGACUCCCUUCCCGCCACCCCUGCAGAUCUUAUUUUCCCUGAUGAGCAACGUCAAAAUCGUCCAAAGCCAAUUUACGCCAUUUGGCCAAAAGACGAGCUCCCAGUCGAUGAGAACAUCUCUGCAGAAACCAAGCAAAAGGCAGAGGCCCAUUUGAAAGAGCCAUCCAACCAAAGUCAGGAGCCUAGAGCCGCCUUCAGAUUCCCGAGCAGAUUGAGCGAAGAGCACAGGCGCCGCGUGCAGGAGGACUACGAACGCCAACAGGUCCAAGAUGCGUUUGAGCAACGAUGGCGCGUUCCUCUGCUGGUGAUUAGCCGUAUUCAAAGCUUUGCUGUUGCGAUCCGUCACAAGCUGGUCUCUUCUGGCCUGUCUCGACAAUUCCACCGGGUCUCUGUCACAUUCUGUUCACCAACCGCCACGUUUACUCCUGACAGUAUUGUGUGAUAUUUUUUCCGCUCGACACUUCAAGACCCAAGCCAACUCUUACUAGAACAUAUACAGAGCAAUCCGGCAGCAGAGGCGCAUUUUGUUUCAGCGCCGCAUCUUCGCCUCGUCUUUUCAUCACCAUUUUAAGAGAUACCCCAAUCCUCUGUUGGACCUUAAACCGUCCUGCCCCAGGAUUUCAUGUUCUUCUGUCAGAUCACCCACUCGAUCCCCUCACCACGCCAACCUUUUAUUAUCAGGCUAUGGAUGUGUUUCCCGGACUUCUCUUAAGGACUGUCCCAAAAACCUCCUUAGACUGGGAAAACAAACACCUUUGCGCCUUGUUUAAAGCGAGGAGAUCCGAGCGAUUUCGACAUGUUUUAAUUUUUUCCGCUUCUCUGCAUUCUCUUCCACAUAAUGUCUUUCUUACCACUAUAUUGCCAGUUUCCUUUAUAUGGCCAUGGAUCUGGGGCGUUACGGAUGGUUUUGGUCUGUUUUUUUUUAUCCCAGACCCACGUCGUUGCCCCAGGCUGCGCGACUUUGGUGUCCUGAUAUCAUGCGGUUUGGCUUUGGGCUCAUUGGCUUUCUUUUUCCGCUUUGUUUGCCCUCUGGAAUUGUUUGGAGUUUUCUUGAUGCAUUUUGUGAGCCGGGUUUUUAUUUUCAUGUUUCUUUUUGGAGCAUUUUGCGCAUUUUCGAGCCAGAGUAUAGACACAACUUUUCGCGUUAUCGUGCAUCAAAGCACUGGAAUAGACAACAUUUGAACAUGCA